AAGAAAAUGAAAAUCAGAGAUCACAGAUUGGCACAUUUAACGUUGCCACUCCCCUCGCUUAGAUUUCGGUCCCAUUCUCUCUCUCUCUGUUUCUUUCUCUGUAACGAACGCACCUUCUGAAUCCAAACGCGACUCUCAAACCUUUAACUUCAACUGCAAAACCAACAUCAAAUCAAACAUUCCAUAAAUCACUUUUGUUGAAAUUGUUAAUCCUCGUUUUGAUUUGAUUUCCUCAUUCCGCCUCAUCCAUGUCGUCCGGGGGCCCCUCCACCACCUCCGCCAACACCUCGCCGCGAGUCGCCGCUGGCCCCACCACCACCCGCCGCCGCGUCCCCGACAACACAACCACCACCUCCCCCGCCGUCGACGCCGAGAAGCAGCAACAACAACCGUCAUCCAGCUUCUCCGAUUUCUCAGAAACAGAGCAAGACGACACCGUUUCGCACAGUUACCAUUUCCACCUCCACCCCGUCACGCGCUACCUCCUCCUCCGCGCCCGCAUUCUCCUCUGCGUGCCGGAGUGGUUCUUCCUCCGCGCCGAGCAUGUUUUCGUCUGGCUCGCCGGUUCGGUCCAGUCCUUCCGGUCCGGGAAAAACGUGGGCCGGAAGAUCCUCGCGCUGCUUAUUUCCAUGGUGGUGAUGUCAGUUUUUUUGAAGGUUUCGCUCAUCGGUGGCGGCGUUGAUGUUAACCGGAGGAGAAUCGAGAAUGGGCAACUCAUCUUGCAGCGGUUCAAGGAGGAUUGGGCUUCCGCUCAGAGGGUGAUCUCCGAGGCUGCCUCUUCAGAAACCUCCAUGCCCAAAAGGGUCCUCGAGAGAUUGGCUACUCCAGAAAUAUGGAAGAAACCAAACAGUGACAACUACUACCAAUGCAUUUCUCGACACAGGAAUCGAAUAAGGACAAAGUCAAAGACAAAUGGCUAUCUUCUUGUUCAUGCGAAUGGUGGAUUGAAUCAAAUGAGAACUGGGAUAUGUGAUAUGGUUGCAGUAGCCAAAAUAAUGAAUGCCACACUUGUCCUUCCUUCUCUUGACCAUGAUUCAUUUUGGACUGAUCCAAGUGACUUUAAAGAUAUUUUUGACUGGAGGCACUUCAUGAAAGUUUUGAAAGAAGACAUUGAGAUUGUUGAGUAUUUGCCGAUCCAGCACGCAUCUGCGAAACCUCUGGUGAAGGCCCCUGUUUCAUGGUCAAAGGCUAGUUACUAUAGAGGCGAGAUUCUUCCGCUGUUGAAGCGGCACAAGGUUGUACAAUUCACCCACACGGAUUCCCGUCUCGCCAACAAUGGCCUCGCUUCCUCUAUUCAGAAGCUUAGGUGCCGCGCCAAUUACCAAGCUCUCAGGUAUACACCAGAGAUAGAAGAGCUUGGGAGGACAUUGGUGGAUAGGCUGAGAAACAAUAAUGAACCAUAUAUUGCCCUUCAUUUAAGAUAUGAGAAAGACAUGCUUGCAUUUACCGGCUGCAGCCAUAAUCUCACUGCAGAGGAGUCUGAUGAACUAAGGGUUAUGAGGUAUGAGGUCAAGCAUUGGAAGGAAAAAGAGAUUGAUAGUGUAGAUAGGAGAUUGCAAGGUGGAUGCCCCAUGUCACCAAGAGAAGCUGCUGUUUUUCUGAAAGCCAUGGGGUACCCUUCCACUACAACAAUCUACAUAGUUGCAGGACCUAUCUAUGGCAGCAAUAGCAUGGCAGCAUUCCGGUCGGAGUACCCUAAUGUCUUCACUCAUUCCACCCUUGCAACCGAGGAGGAGCUAGAGCCCUUCAAGCCGUAUCAAAAUCGUCUCGCGGCUUUGGAUUACAUAGUAGCCCUGGAAAGUGAUGUCUUUGUCUACACAUAUGAUGGAAACAUGGCCAAGGCAGUGCAGGGCCAUAGGAGGUUUGAAGGAUUUCGGAAGUCUAUCAAUCCAGACAGAUUGAAUUUUGUUAGGCUGAUUGAUCAAUUGGAUGUGGGUUCCAUAUCUUGGGAUGCAUUUUCUUCUAAGGUGAAAAAUUUGCACGCCGAUAGGCUAGGGGCGCCCUAUCCUAGACAGGUAGGAGAGUCACCGAGAACAGAAGAGAACUUUUUUGCAAAUCCGUAUCCCGGUUGUGUCUGCAACAAGUCUCAGGAGCUAAUUACAAGCCUGAAACUAGACCAACGAUUCGGCAUUGGAGCACAAAGAUGAUAGUAUCUUGGUUUUGUUAUAUAUGACUAGUGGGGUUUCAUCUUGCACUAUGCAACUGUCCUUGAAGUUUAAGGCAGAUAGCUCAUUCGGGUUGUGGAAGGAAUGUGCUGAUGAAAAAUCAAAGAUUUUUUGUACAAGUUUCAGUUUAGGGCAUACAAAAGGGGUAAGAGGAGAAGGUUUUUGUGUAUAAUCGAAAGGAAAAUCACAGGUUAGAUAUAUUUAAACUGGGGAUGUUGAUAUUGGGAUUAACAAUACCCCUAUGGAUGUGGUGGGAGAACAAUGUCAAAACCAUUCAGAUUCAUUGAUUCUUUUUUUGAGGGACAAAUGGAGCACAAUUCAAAUUUUGAAUUCAACACAUGGUACAUAGGAAUCUAGCUUCAUACUUUGCAAGUUUGCAUUACAUAUCUUGUUUAUUCUUCAUAUUUAUGUUGUUCCCUGAAUUGCAGCCUACGUGUGUAUAAAUAUUAAUGAUUUAGUUGAUUUAUUAUUUUUCAA
Molecule: messenger RNA, 2642 nt
Organism: Lotus japonicus
Lineage: Eukaryota; Viridiplantae; Streptophyta; Magnoliopsida; Fabales; Fabaceae
Product: O-fucosyltransferase 19-like
Exons: 8
Coding region: 249-2147 (632 amino acids)
Cellular component (GO): cytoplasm
Source: RefSeq, a predicted model, not a curated record